AUGAAUACUGAUUUUAUGUCUACCUCUUUAAUUAUUGUUGAAACUUUCCGUCAAACUACUAGAACAUCUACAAGUACAGUAUUGUCAACGAUUAGCAAUGGUCUUCUUGAUCUUAAACGUCUUGAGAAUGUAAGAAACUCAAUCAAUCAACAAAGUCGCAUAGCAAAAUUGAAUGCUAGUGACUUUAUUUUUGAUUUUAUUUCUGCAACAACUGGUAUAUCCAAAGGAACUGGAGGUCGUACUGUGCAAGCUUCAGCAUUCAACUUUCCUGGUGCUAUUGGGAAUGGUGUAGCAAUGACGGUUGGAUAUUUAAGUGCUUGUGGUAUCAAUCUUCCACAUACUCAUCCUCGAGCUACUGAAAUAAAUUUCUCAGUCGAUGGAGACUUCGACGUUGGAUUUCUCCAAGAAAAUGGAGUUGGUUUUAUCAUGAACACUGUGCGUCGUGGUAUGGCAGCUGUUUUUCCUCAAGGAGCUAUCCAUUUUGAACAAAAUUUGAACUGUGUUCCAGCAACUUUCGUAGCAGCUUUCAACAAUGAAGAUCCAGGAGUAUUAACUAUAGCCAAUACAUUCUUCGGUGGAUUACCAGCAAAUGUUGUUGGAGCCUCACUUGGUGGUUUGAAUAUAACAACAAUAAAUGAUAUUCGAAUGUCAGUAGCUCAAAAUCCAUCAGUUGGUAUUGAAGAAUGUAGAAAACGAUGCGGUUUAUCUUGA
This is a messenger RNA of Rotaria sordida, 711 nucleotides long. The record is from the annotation of a GenBank genome assembly. NCBI's taxonomy places the organism in Eukaryota, Metazoa, Rotifera, Eurotatoria, Philodinida, Philodinidae.